CUAGGCUUUUCAGCCCAAAGACAAAAGAAGCCCGCCAUCCAUGAUCCAUCGGGUUUAUAUUAGCUUAGCUAUAAAACUGCAGCUACUACCAUCCUAACCCUAAACAUCGGAGGAAAUCUCGCGCCGACGAACCAGCGAGCUGCCCGAAUUCUUCCCAUUUUCCGCAAGUCUGAAGCCAUGGCCGACGUUGAAGCCGAUGUUGCCGUUCCAGAACAGCCUAAGAAGAGGACGUUCAAGAAGUUCAGUUUCAGGGGAGUUGAUUUGGAUGCUCUCUUGGAUAUGUCCACUGAUGACCUCGUCAAGCUCUUUACAGCUCGUGCUCGAAGAAGGUUCCAGCGAGGUUUGACUAGGAAACCAAUGGCCCUCAUCAAGAAGCUCCGAAAAGCGAAACGGGAGGCUCCAGCUGAUGAGAAACCUGAACCAGUUAGGACUCACCUGCGCAACAUGAUCAUAGUCCCAGAGAUGAUCGGUAGCGUUAUUGGUGUGUACAAUGGUAAGACUUUCAACCAAGUGGAGAUAAAGCCUGAGAUGAUUGGCCAUUAUCUAGCCGAGUUCUCGAUCAGUUACAAGCCUGUGAAGCAUGGAAGACCUGGUAUUGGUGCUACUCACUCUUCCAGGUUUAUUCCUCUCAAGUGAAGUUAUUCGUUGGCAGCGGAGAUGGUGUUCUGUUUCUUGGAUCUAGAUUGACUCCUUCCCUAAUAAUAUUUUGUUCGUUUCGCUGGCGUAUGCUACUCUAAAUAUUUGAUUAUCGAAAUUUUUGGUCCGGAGGAUCCUUGCUCUUUAGGGUUCGUUUGUUUCAUAAAUUUAAAAGUGAGGGUUUUGUAAUUUAAAGGUUUGGGAUCUAGAAUUUAAAAAUUAAAAUAUGUACUAGUAAGGAUAAUGUUGCCACAAUUAGGGGUGGAAAUCGGUAUUGGUUUCCCAAUACCAAAUAUCGAAAUCCCGAAUACCGAAUUACACUCUGAA
Linum tenue is the source of this 963-nucleotide messenger RNA. The record is from the annotation of a GenBank genome assembly. NCBI's taxonomy places the organism in Eukaryota, Viridiplantae, Streptophyta, Magnoliopsida, Malpighiales, Linaceae.